Molecule: messenger RNA, 4485 nt
Organism: Lepus europaeus (European hare)
Lineage: Eukaryota; Metazoa; Chordata; Mammalia; Lagomorpha; Leporidae
Gene: SLC24A1
Product: solute carrier family 24 member 1
Exons: 10
Coding region: 7-3300 (1097 amino acids)
Biological process (GO): calcium ion transmembrane transport; long-term synaptic potentiation; intracellular calcium ion homeostasis
Cellular component (GO): membrane
Molecular function (GO): calcium channel activity; calcium, potassium:sodium antiporter activity
Source: RefSeq, a predicted model, not a curated record
ACCACCAUGGGGAAACUGAUCAGGAUGGGGACGCAGGAGAGGCGGUUGCUCCGGCUGAGGCGGCUUCAUUGGAGUCGCCUCCUUUUCCUAUUAGGGAUGUUGAUCAUUGGUUCCACCUAUCAGCACUUGAGGAGACCUCGGGGCCUCCCCUCCCCAUGGGCAGACGUUUCUUUCCAACAGCCUGUAAAGCUGGCCAGCAGGGACUUUCCCAGUGACAGGGUGAUGGUGGCGAGCAGGGACCCUCCAGAAGCGGACUCUGAAAUGCAGGAUAAGAUGCUGGCACCCCAAGCCACGGCAGGCAGGGAUGAAGCAGCAACACUUAGCCAAACUAUGGAGAGCACCCCUAGUAUGCUCAGACGCACAGCCAAGACCACUCCGACGACUCCGACUCAGGAGAAUCAUCCCAGCCCAACAGCUGCAGGGACAGAAAGAAUAAAGGAAAACAUCCCGUCAACGCCCGGGAGAGAAUUGCAUCACUACACCUCAAGUUCAGGUAGACAAACCGUAAAAAGUUAUACCCCAGCACCCCAGCGAGAAGUGAAGAGCUCCAGCCCUGCUCCAGCCAGGGGAAUGGUGAAGAGGUACACCCCACCCCCACCUGCUGCAGUGGCACACACUUCGGCACCAUCUGCGUUCGUGACGAUGAGAACCAGCCACGCCACUGCCUCCAGGACAACCGUGAAAGAAAGCCAAACUACGGCAACGAAUAAGGUAGUGGAGAGCAGCCCUCCGGAGAGAACAGUGCAGGAAGCUACCCGCAUUGCUCUCAAGGAGACGGCUGAGCACAGCCCAGCUCUGCUGAUGCAGGAUGUGGACACAAACAUCUUGACUUCUCCAAGGAGUACAAUAAAAAAAAACCCCGUAACCACCCCCAGAAGAGUGGAAAAGAACAGCGCAACUGAUCCCUUUAGGCUGGGGGGCAAGAAGAGCCCGACUCCCCAGGGAACAGUCCGGGAGCACUCCCUGGCCAUCCCUGAGGAGCGAGUGACUGUGAGCACCAUGACCCGCAGCAGCCCAGCAGACCCCGAGGCUUCCACUGCUGCCUGGAGGGUUAGGAAUCCCAUGCCCAGAACAAGUGCACCCCCCAUCAGGACCACCUCCACCACUGUGAGGGGGCUGACAAGGAAAGCUUCCACAGCACCUGGAACCUCAGCAACCCCCAAACUCAGGGCAGAUCCGACCACCCAGGUCCGUCACUGUGUGGUAGUGGAGUCAGCCCCAGCUGUGCCCACCAGCUCCUCCCUGGGCCUGACAACAGCGCUACUCCCCGAGGCCCCCAGUCCCAGCACCUCCAUACAGCCCCCUGGCUGGCCAGACCUCCACUCCAAGGCAGAGUACCCCCCGGACCUAUUUAGCGUGGAGGAGCGGCAGCAGGGCUGGGUGGUCCUGCAUAUCUUUGGCAUGAUGUAUGUGUUUGUGGCCUUGGCCAUCGUGUGUGAUGAGUACUUCGUUCCAGCUCUGGGCGUCAUCACAGAGAAGCUGCAGAUCUCCGAGGACGUGGCAGGUGCUACAUUCAUGGCUGCUGGAGGCUCCGCCCCCGAGCUCUUCACCUCCCUCAUUGGUGUGUUCAUUUCCCACAGCAACGUGGGCAUCGGCACCAUCGUGGGCUCUGCUGUGUUCAAUAUCCUCUUUGUCAUCGGCACCUGCGCCCUCUUCUCCCGGGAGAUCCUCAACCUCACCUGGUGGCCCUUGUUCCGCGAUGUCUCCUUCUACAUCCUGGACCUGUCGAUGCUCAUCCUCUUCUUCCUGGACAGCCUCAUUGCCUGGUGGGAGAGCCUCCUGCUGCUGCUGGCCUACGCCCUCUACGUAUUCGCCAUGAAGUGGAACAAGCAGACAGAGCUCUGGGUGAAGGAGCAGCUCAGCAAGAGGCCCCUGGCCAAGGUCAUGGCCCUGGGAGACCUCAGCAAGCCGGGCGAUGGGGCCGAUGCGGUGGAUGAGCCACAGGAUAACAAGAAGCUGAAGCUCCCGUCCAUGCUGACCCGAGGGAGCAGCUCGGCUUCUCUGCACAACAGCACGAUCCGCAGCACCAUCUACCAGCUCAUGAUCCACAGCCUGGACCCCAUGGGGGAAGCCCGCCUCUCCAAGGAGAAGGAGGAGAGCUUGAAUCAGGAGGCCCGGGCCCCACCCCAGGCCAAAGCAGAGAGCAAACCCGAAGAGGAGGAGCCGGCGGAGCUCCCUGCGGUCACAGUCACACCAGCGCCCCCUCCGGAGGUCCAGGGACAGGAGGAAGAGGAGCCUGGCAGCCAGGAGGACGUGGCACAAGCUGAGAACGCAGGCCAAACAGCAGGGGAAGAGGGCGCAGCUCCUGGGGAAGGGGAAACCGGAGAGAAGAGUGGAGGUGAAGCUCAGGCAGACGGCGAAGGCGGGACUGAGGCAGGAGGCAGCGUGUGUGGAGGUGGCAUGGAGGCAGGCGGAGGAGGAGACGGACCUGGAGGUGGAGGUGAAGGUGAAGGUGAAGGUGAAGCUCAGACAGACAGCGAAGCCCGAGAUGGUGACGAGGGGGAGACCGGAUGCCAGGAAGCCAAUGCCGGACACCAGGGCGAAGCCAAAAGUGAUGAGAAAGGUACAGACGGCGAUGGAGGAGGUGAUGGAGGUGACAGUGAAGAGGAGGAGGAGGAGGAGGAUGAGGAGGAGGAAGAGGAGGAGGACGAGGAGGAGGAGGAAGAGGAGGAGGGAAAUGAGGAACCUCUGUCCCUGGACUGGCCUGAGACCAGGCAGAAGCAGGCCAUUUACCUCUUCCUCUUGCCCAUCGUGUUCCCGCUGUGGCUGACGGUGCCGGACGUCCGGAGGCAGGAGUCUAGGAAGUUUUUCGUCAUCACCUUCCUGGGAUCCAUCAUAUGGAUAGCCAUGUUCUCAUACCUCAUGGUGUGGUGGGCUCACCAGGUUGGUGAAACAAUAGGAAUCUCUGAAGAGAUUAUGGGCUUGACAAUCCUGGCCGCAGGCACGUCCAUUCCCGACCUCAUCACCAGCGUGAUCGUCGCUCGGAAAGGCCUGGGAGACAUGGCUGUGUCAAGCUCUGUGGGCAGUAACAUAUUUGACAUCACCGUGGGCUUGCCUGUUCCUUGGCUGCUUUUCUCUCUUAUCAAUGGAUUACAGCCUGUUCCCGUCAGCAGCAAUGGCUUGUUCUGUGCAAUUGUUUUGCUUUUUCUCAUGCUGCUGUUUGUGAUCUCUUCCAUCGCAUCGUGCAAGUGGAAAAUGAACAAGAUCCUGGGCUUCACGAUGUUCCUCCUUUACUUCGUGUUCCUGAUCAUCAGCGUGAUGUUAGAAGACCGGAUCAUAUCCUGUCCCGUGUCUGUCUGAGGCUGACUCUGGUCGUGGAUCAGAAGCCCAUGCCAGAAGUUAUCGUACCUCUUGUCUCAUUAAUGAAAGAGUGAACUCAAUGCAGGACAGUGAACUGAGCGGCCCAGAACCUCUGACGUGAAUGUGAUCUGGGACGAAGCUUUCUCCUCGGAAACACUCGCAACUCUGCAGGGGCUGCGUUCCUACCCCUGACUCGUGCACACAGCUAUCACGGGAAGGCUGAAGGAUCCCUGGAGGCAGAGGGUUUUCUAAUUUGAGCUCUAAUUGGGGUGCGGGUUGGGACAGGCAUAGCAGCAGGAAGACAAGCUCCAUGCUCUCAGUCCCUGGUCGUUCCUGAAAAGCUGCUGGCCCAAAGAUGCACAUGUGGUCUGAAACUCACACUCGUGGCGCCUACGCCCAAGCACAGAUCUCGAUGAGGUAUCCCCUCUUCUCCUAUUCAAAUGUGAGGUUCUCUCAACUUUCUGAUCACUACAGGUUCAGUUUUUGAGUUUAAGGGGCUAAGGCUAAAGGAAAAAAGGAAGCAUAACAAGAAUCAAUUAUCACUCCACUUCACAGUCCAGUGAAACAGCCGGCAGAUUUUCUAGCUUAAAAAGACUACACUAGCUCUUGUUGCAUUUCUGAGAAAUGAACAUGUGUAAUUUGCCCUUGAGUUGGAAUGCGUGGAGAUUAGGGAAGGAAAAAGCCCAGAAUCAGCAGAGUGAAACUGGCUUAGAAAUUAAGACACCCAGUGAGGCAAUGCUAUUUUUGCAUGUCAACUUGUAUAGGAUUAUAAAGCCGGAAGACUGCUUGUGUGGUUUCUAAGUGGAUUUUAAGGUGAUAACAAGGAGAAAAAUCCAAAAAUCCUUAACACAGCGACAACAUAGUGAGAAGAAGAGUAUUACCACUUCCCAGACAGCUAGUGUAAAGGACACCAGUAUUUUCAACACUUCUGUGGCUCAAUGUUUUAUGUGGCAUUUGAUGUGCUUGUAUCUUAAAUACCUCUGCUUGCUGCUCUUACCAGCAUCAAGUUAGGGGACACAUUAGAAAUGGAACAGUUUUGUUAUUGUUUCUAGAGAAAAAGGAACUUAGGUGACUGCAGGUGUUAAUGGUAACCAGGGCUUUAAUCACCGCACCAAUGCAAGAAUGAUUCACUGAAGACAAGAUGGCAGGACAGAUGUGGGGAAAAAUCAGUAAUUUUGGUGUUGA